This is a messenger RNA of Beta vulgaris subsp. vulgaris (sugar beet), 1266 nucleotides long. RefSeq lists its product as uncharacterized. Bases 52 to 906 code for a protein of 284 amino acids. The transcript is spliced from 5 exons. NCBI's taxonomy places the organism in Eukaryota, Viridiplantae, Streptophyta, Magnoliopsida, Caryophyllales, Amaranthaceae. The record is from RefSeq and is a predicted model, not a curated record.
AUCUGAAUAUGCCUUGUUAAUGAGAUUGUUACUGAAUCAGUUUCUAAUGUAAUGUGUAGGUUACAAAUGGCAAAGGGAAGUAAGGCUUUGAAGACAAUGAAUGCUUAUGGGAAAGGCAUAAUGCAGCGAGUUGAGGAGUGCAGGACCAGAUUGCUUGAGUCUGCAAUCCUAGACAUAAGCAGGUCACUGACGAACUUGGUGGACGGAAAAAAGAACAAAAAAAGGAAAGAGAAAGCAAAGGGAUCUAAAGAGGGAAACAGGGAUCUUGAUUAUUCUCCUGGUAGUCAGUCUAGUGAAGAAGAGCAAGAGGAGGAACAACAAAGGUCAAAUCAUGCUAAAGCAGUUUCGAAAUUGGAAGGAAGUGCUACAGCAGCUUUUGAACCCACUAAGCCAAAAAUGCAGAAAUUGUUACAUAAACAGGUGAUGACUCGAUCAUAUGCUCCUUCCCAAAAGUAUGUACCUCCAAUGAUGCUAAACAAACUUCUAAAGCAGAGUAAACAACGGAGACAAGUUGGUGAAAAUGGAAAAGGGAAAGCACCAACUAUGGCUGAACUGAUCUUGAAGAAGAAACAACCAAAUCAGGAAGCCGCCUUGGAAACUCCUACACCUUUAGCUGGUUGUCUUGAAAAUCAACUUGUGGUUGAUGCAGACUUAGAAUGGCUCUUAGAAUUGGAUGAAACACGACAUGUCAAUGUAGAUGAAGAGGAUAAAAGUGAUGGAGAAUCUCAAAACCCAGCAGAUGAUGGUGAAUCAGCAGCAAAAGAAAAUGACGAAGGUGCUGAUGAUGAUGGCAAUGACGAGGAAGUUGAUAGUGAUAAGGAGGAGAUGGAUGAUAGUGAUAAUGAGGAUGUGGAUGAUAACGAGGCUGAACAAAACACUGUGAAUGAGACUGAACAGCAAGGCUAAGAGGGACUAUGCCAAACACUUGGGCAAGGAAGGGCACGUAGAGAAUCAAGAAGUGCAAGCCAAAAGAAUCCUCCUGGAGCAAUAUAAAUUGUGCUGUUUCUGCUUUAUAAAUUUUACAUCUUCUGUGUUGUUUCUGACAUCCUGCUCCAGUGAUGAAGCGAAAUCUUUAAUACACUUCAUCUGCUCAUCCUUUUCAAUGUUCUGGUUCUGGUUCUGCCAUAUGCAAACAUUGAGUCUCAAUGUUCUGGUUCUUUGAGUCUCAAUGAAAUCUUGCAACUUUGAGUCUCAAUGUUCUGGUUCUGCCAUAUGCAUUAUAUAUGUAGUAUAUGUUUGAAAGACUUAUUUGAGCUCUGAUCUGGU